Messenger RNA from Brienomyrus brachyistius, 2515 nucleotides. RefSeq names its product sodium/hydrogen exchanger 2-like. Gene Ontology annotation, molecular function: sodium:proton antiporter activity. Lineage: Eukaryota; Metazoa; Chordata; Actinopteri; Osteoglossiformes; Mormyridae. Gene Ontology annotation, cellular component: membrane. The transcript is spliced from 13 exons. Bases 51 to 2441 code for a protein of 796 amino acids. Gene Ontology annotation, biological process: sodium ion transport; regulation of pH; proton transmembrane transport. The record is from RefSeq and is a predicted model, not a curated record.
CCCAAAUAAUACUAAGUGCAUUUCUGGUGGUAUAAAAAAAGAGCUGUUUAAUGGACGCUUGUGGUAUAUAUAAACUCACACGCUCAACACUAUCUAUGUCCAGCUCUGAUGCCGCUACCAAGGCGCCUCCUGUUAAUUCACCGGCAGGGACGCAGGUUACCCCGAAACCUCAGGCACAGCAAUUGCCGGUCUUCAUCAUAAACUAUCCUCGCAUCCAGGUGCCUUUUGAAAUCACUCUGUGGAUUUUACUGGCGUCGUUUGCCAAGAUUGGUUUCAACAUGUACCACAAGAUAACCAUUUGGAUCCCAGAGUCCUGUCUGCUGAUCAGUGUGGGUCUGGUGGUGGGGGGCAUCAUGUAUGCGAUACACAGGAUGCCCCCGGCCGUGCUCACCUCCAACGUCUUCUUUCUGUAUAUGUUGCCCCCCAUCGUGCUGGACUCCAGCUAUUUCCUGCCAACACGGCCGUUCUUCGAGAACGUGGGCACGGUGCUCUGGUUCGCCGUGGUUGGCACACUCUGGAACUCGUUGGGCAUCGGGGUGUCGCUCUAUGGCGUGUGCCAAAUCGAGGCACUGGGCCUCAAGGACAUCAACCUGCAGGAGAACCUGCUGUUCGCCUCCAUCAUCUCUGCCGUGGAUCCUGUCGCCGUGCUGGCUGUGUUCGAAGACAUUAGCAUCAACGAGCAGCUCUACAUCGUGGUCUUCGGCGAGUGCCUGUUCAAUGACGCCGUCACUGUGGCACUGUACAACAUACUCAGCUUUGUGGCCACCAUGCCGGAGGUGGCGACAGUGGAUGUUUUUCUUGGCAUCGCUCGCUUCAUAGUGGUUAGUCUGGGCGGCCUGGUCUUCGGGUCCCUGUUUGGCUUCGCGGCAGCGUUCACCACGCGCUUUACCGCCCACGUGCGUGAGAUCGAGCCCCUCUUCGUCUUCAUGUUCACCUACUUGGCCUACCUGGUGGCUGAGCUCUUCUCACUCUCCAGCAUCAUGGCCAUUGUGACCUGUGCUCUGACCAUGAAGUACUAUGUGGAGGAGAAUGUGGCCCAGCGCUCCUGCACCACCAUCCGGCACGUUGUCAAGAUGCUGGGCACCAUGUCGGAAACACUUAUCUUCUUUUUCCUUGGUGUGGCCACAAUUACCACUGACCACGAGUGGAACUGGGGCUACAUCCUCUUCACCCUGCUGUUUGCAUUCGUCUGGAGAGCCCUGGGCGUUUUUGUCCUCACUCAGAUCAUUAAUCCUUUCCGCACAAUCCCAUUCAACUUCAAAGACCAGUUUGGCCUGGCAUACGGAGGGCUGCGUGGGGCCAUCUGCUUUGCCCUGGUGUUCCUGCUUCCACAAAACAUCACUUGCCGGAACCUGUUCAUCACCGCUACCAUCGUUAUCAUUCUAUUCACUGUGUUCAUUCAGGGGAUCAGCAUCCGGCCUCUGGUGGAGUGUAUGAAGGUCAGGAGGACCAACAGGAAACUGGGCACCAUUAACGUUGAGAUUCACAAGAGGCUGAUGGAGCACACCAUUGUCGGCAUUGAGGACAUCUGUGGACAGUGGAGCCACUAUUACUGGAAGGACAAGUUUAAGAAGUUCAACGACCGAGUCCUCAGGAAGAUUCUUAUAAGGGACAACAGGGCUGAAUCCAGCAUUGUCGCCCUGUACAAGAAGCUAGAACUGCAGAAUGCCCUGGAGCUUCUGGGCCCCGCCCCCAGCGACCUCAGUGCUGCACCCUCACUCAUGGAUUUGCAUGUGGAGACAAAGCCAAUGGCCAGAACGAAGAGGAAUUUCCCGGCAAGCGACCUGAGGAACAUGCAUGAGCUGCUGUCGAAGAACAUGUACAAAAUCCGACAGAGGACGGUGGAGUACACCAAGAAGAGUGCUUUGCCCAAUGACUCCAAGGUCAGAGAGAUCCUGAUCCGGCGACACAUCAGCGUCCGACACAGCUUCCGGGUUGGAAGUUUCCCAGGAACGGGUGUGUCCAGGCGACACAGGUUUUUCUCAUUGCCUCCCAGAAAGAACAUGGAAUCCAGGCCCCCCCCGAGGAGACCUAGCUAUGCCAGUUCCAGAGGCACAGACCUGGAACUGGAGCCCCUCUCAGCCACAUCCAGCGCGAGCCAAUUGCAGCGGUUCUCGUCCUCCCACGAAAGGCCAAUGCAGAACCUCUACCGCCAACCGGAACGGCUUGAGGACGACUUGGGCCAGCAAACCUCCCGGGAGCCAAUAGCAGAAGGAUUAUGGGGGCAACGCCAAAGAGAUUCCUGGACAGCCCGUCGCUGCUCUCGUAGUCGUGACGAGAACAGCCCAGGUGGGGGGAAUCUUCUGCCAUCUGCACCCACAGGCUGGGUCCAGGAGCCUCUCAUCCAGGAAGGGGGUAGAUCCCAGAAGCACCUGAACAGGAGACCACAUUGGAGACCUCAAAACCCCCAUGGUCCUCAAAGCCCAGGGCAGGUGGACUGACCCAUGAUGACCAAACCUGACUAACAAACCCACUGUUUCCACCCCAGACAAACCAAAAAUGUAUCUUUAUUUCA